AUGGCAGAUGAUGCGGGAAAUGCAGAAAGUGCAGAAAGUGCAGGCUCAACCGUCACAGUGCACACCUUGGCCGAAGCCAUGGGCGUUCCUCAGCCUCAGGUUAUCGUGAUAGACAGAGUCUACGAGGAGGAGAAAGAAGAACAUCUCCCUAGCACAACAGAAGACCUCUGGGUCAGUUCAGCAGACGGCCGAUAUUGCUCUGCGCCUGUACCAAUACGAGUUGGUCCUUUGAACAACAUGCAAACCUUCUACGCAGAGUGGUUCCGAAAAGCCCUAUGCGGAAACUUCAGAGAAGCAAGUGAGCAAUUCAUUGACCUGCCAGAGGAGGAUCCGGCUAUUUUUCAUUUUCUUGUUGCAUUUCUAUACGAAGGUUACUAUGAACCCAUCAAGCCAGCAGCGAGCGUUUUAGAACCAGAAGUCGAUAAGGGAAAGGGUAUUGAAGUUGACCCAGAGCCAGCAGAGGCUUCUGAUUCGAGCUCGUCAAGUAGCAGUAGCAGUUCUGGGAGCUCGGGUACCUCAUGGAGACGCCGGCGUCGGGCUCGACAGACGAGACAUGCUGAGGCGGAAGAAACCCAGGAGAAGCAUCCGGGACAUCAUCGACCGGGUUGCUCGUGUCCUCGAUGCCUCGCGCGGCGUGACUUUUCGAGAUGCUGGCAAUGCGGGGCUCAACGAUCCCGCGAGGGCAAUACUCCCGUGCCAGUGCCUUAUGGUCGAGGGGCUCCAAGAAGAGGGAUCCAUCCCCCAGGUGUUUUCCCUCCUCCUGUCAGCAUUCCGAUGCCUCCUCAACAGAGCCAACCGGAGCGUAUCACAGGAGAGGAUCUUCGGACGUGGUUCCUGGCGUAUGAGCUCAACCUCGACGUUUAUAUUUGCGCGACACGUUAUCUUAUGGACGACUUUCGAAAGGCAGUGAUGCGGUCGUGUGUCGAUAUGCUCGAGACAGCAGGCUGGGAUGCUGCACAACCAAAGGUGAUGCAUCUUUGCAGAAAGCUAUAUCGCAGCGUGCCAGAAGUUGAUGACUUGCUCAAGAUGGUCAUGGCACGCGUUGGGUUCCUUCAGCCGCUUCUCUGGAAGCGCGCGCCUGUAGAGACAAGUGAGUUCUUGGUUAGCAACCCAGAACUCGCUGCUAUCAUUCUACGAGAGACAGUCAUGAGGCAUUCGCAGCCGACGGCGGAUUUGCCAUCGAUGGAGCAUGUUCAUACUGCGGCUUAUGAAGACGAGUGGCAGAACUUGGGUCGUUCGCCUGCGCGAACACGAGCCUAUCACUAG
This is a messenger RNA of Fusarium musae, 1266 nucleotides long. RefSeq lists its product as uncharacterized. Bases 1 to 1266 code for a protein of 421 amino acids. The record is from RefSeq and is a predicted model, not a curated record. The transcript is spliced from 3 exons. Lineage: Eukaryota; Fungi; Ascomycota; Sordariomycetes; Hypocreales; Nectriaceae.